Dreissena polymorpha is the source of this 8444-nucleotide messenger RNA. RefSeq names its product multiple epidermal growth factor-like domains protein 11. The coding region runs from base 201 to 6041 and encodes 1946 amino acids. Gene Ontology annotation, molecular function: protein tyrosine phosphatase activity; scavenger receptor activity. The record is from RefSeq and is a predicted model, not a curated record. NCBI's taxonomy places the organism in Eukaryota, Metazoa, Mollusca, Bivalvia, Myida, Dreissenidae. The transcript has 43 exons. Gene Ontology annotation, biological process: protein dephosphorylation; cell communication. Gene Ontology annotation, cellular component: membrane.
GAAUGGAUUUUGACCCAUCUUUUUAUCUAGAUAACAUUUUAACUUCCUGCUAACUUCUGUAUGGUACUUAAAAUAGUUUUUAACAAAAAAAUUAUUAUGUGAUAUUUCAACGACGUGAAGACAUGGACAUGCAUUAACUGUCGUAUUUAAAGAAAAACGCUUGACACCGAAGACAGGCUCGCAAUAUAGUGCUUAAAACUAUGGUUUCUAUCAUUGGAUUUGUGCUUCUGAUACUCGGCGUAUACGGAGAUGAACUUCUUCCCCUGAAUAAUGUCACGCUGAGGAGUGGAGGUACUGUGUAUGAUUCAUGGGACCCUCAUCGAGUGAUUGAUGGCAACACUAGUACAGACGCGGACACCUGUAAAUGCUGUACAGCCAUUUCAAGACCUGCAUGGAUUUCACUCAACAUAGGACAACCAUACCUUGUGACGAAAAUUGAAAUUUACGGUCGCACAGAUCAUGACAUUGACCAGUCUCAAAACAUGCGCCUUUGCGUAGGACUUCUAGAUGAGAUUGAGGAGGGUUGCAGAGAUAUAACUAAUAGUGACCCAGCAAUAGUUUUCAACCCGCCACGACUUGCACAAUUCGUCAAUUUCACGGGACUUAAUAACGGAACAUGGGCAGGAAAGGUCAUGACGAUCUGCGAGAUUAAAAUAUUUCAGCAAAACGCAAUAAACAUUGCCCUAAGUGAUGGUUAUCAUCGUAUUUUAAGUCAAGCAAAGGCUUACAAUACAUGCACUGCAGAAAAAGCAGUAGAUGGAAAGUAUUCAUCUACAUACGCAUCCGAUACUGAUUUAUGCAACAACUGCAGUGCAACAGAUGGGUCUGUAAACCCAUUUUGGCAAAUUGAUUUCGGCACACCAGUGUUUGCACAAUACAUUAACAUUAUUGGGCGUAUUGACGUUCGGUCAGGGCCAGGCGAUCAAAGUGAAAACCUGCUAGUGUACACGAGCAAUGACUCAAUGACAACCAACAAUGAUAGGCUGGUCAUUAAUAUAACUUCUGCAAAUAUAGAUUUAAGUAGACUAUAUGAAUUACGAAACGAAAGUUUCCAAUAUUUGACCAUUCAACGAUUUUCUCAUGCCGUCAUGACGUUAUGUGAAGUUCGCAUCUACCGAAAAGUAUGUAACAACGGUACAUUUGGUGAACGAUGUCAACCAUGCGGUCAUUGCCAAACUGGUACAACAUGUAAUCAAAAUGGGCACUGUACGUCGGGUUGUGAACCUGGAUGGGAACCGGAUUUGUGUAACAAAGAAUGUCUAAACGGAACAUACGGAACACCUUGUCAAACAUGUGGACAUUGUCAAGGAGGGACUCCUUGCAAUAAAAUAACAGGGAAUUGUCAAUCAGGAUGCGAACCAGGAUGGAACAGUUCGAAAUGUGACAAGGAAUGCGCAGAUGGGACAUAUGGAGUGUCUUGUCAGGCAAAAUGUGGCCAUUGUAAAGCCAACUUGAACUGCAACAAAACCACGGGCGUUUGUCCAACAGGUUGUGAACCGGGCUGGCAGUUAAAUACGUGCGACACAGCAUGUUCUGGUCACUUUGGGAACAACUGCUCGAACGCAUGCCACUGCAAUGAUACUUCUGAACAAUGCAACACUAUCUUUGGUAUUUGUACAUCGGGCUGUUCUGACGGCUGGGGUGGUGAUAAUUGCAGUAUAGAUAAAAACAUUAUCUUGUCUGGCAAUUACUCGGUAACUGCAACGCAGUCAAGCACCUAUGUAAACUGCAGCGCAUCCAGAGCAAUAGAUGGAAAGUUAUGGAACAGCAAUCCAACAGACUGUUCCAAAUGCAGUGCUACUGAUGGUUCUGAUCAACCGUGGUUACAAAUUGAUCUGAAACGACAAAUACUUGGAUCAAGUUUACGUUUAUUUGGGCGCGUUGACAACCCAGAUCAAAGCAAUGCUGUGUAUGUUUAUGUCCGAAAUGAAACAUUGGGUGGUGACAAUAAUACUUUCAUUGAAAUUAUCAACAAUGCAAGUUCAGAAAACGGGGUUCUUCUGCACUUGAAUAAGAAAGUAUUCCGUUACCUCAUUUUGAGAAAAUGGACUCAGUCGUAUAUGGCGAUUUGUGAAGUCAAAAUAUAUCAAGCAGAGUGUCCUCCUGGACAUUUCGGAGAUAUGUGUGCCCUUGAAUGUCACUGCGCUGGCGGAAAGGCGUGCGAUUCAAUUACUGGUCAAUGUCAAAAUCAAGGCUGUACAGACGGAUGGCAGGGUGUGGCAUGUAAUCAGUCAUGUACACACCAACAGUACGGUCAAAAUUGCAGCUCAACGUGUCAUUGUUAUGGUGAUACAGACUGUGAUAAAUUUAUUGGAACGUGUCCAGGAAUGUGUGAGAACGGAUGGACUGGGAACACUUGCUCAACAGUGUGUCCUUGGCGUCGAUUCGGCGACAAUUGCAGUCAAACAUGUCAUUGUGUAGACCAGCAUGACUGCAAUAAAACAGACGGAACAUGUCCGGGGCUGUGUGAAAUAGGCUGGGAUGGCACAAGCUGCGCUGAAGAAUGUCAUUUCCAAAGGUUUGGUCAAAACUGUAACAGAACAUGUCACUGCCGUGGAUCUGAAGACUGUACGAAAGCUGAAGGGCAAUGUCCAGGGAUAUGCGACGUUGGAUGGGCAGGCUCGCAAUGUUCAGAACCUUGUGAUAUCGGCUGGUUCGGCAGUAAUUGCUCUUCCCAAUGUCACUGUCAAGACGACACGACUUGCAAUCACGUAAAUGGCAGCUGUCAAAAUAAUCAGUGUGCAGCAGGAUGGACUGGUGAUAACUGCAGUUCAGCAUGCAAAUACGGAUUUUAUGGAAUCAAUUGCUCGUCUGAAUGUCACUGUCAACACAAGGAGCCAUGUCAUCACAUAUUCGGCAACUGUUCUAACAAUCUAUGUGCACCUGGUUGGAUUUCAGACAACUGCAGCAUAGCCUGUGGAUACGGUUACUUUGGAUUGAACUGUUCAUCUCCCUGCCACUGUCAAGAACUCACAUCUUGUGACCAUGUUUCUGGUCAUUGUUCUGACAACGAUUGUUCCCCGGGAUGGACAGGCAAUAACUGUUAUACAGGUUGUCCCGUAGGGUUCUAUGGAUUGAAGUGCGCUGCAAAGUGUCACUGUCAGCAUGGCAGCCUAUGUGAUCACGUAUAUGGCAACUGUUCUGACAAUCAGUGUGAUGCAGGCUGGACAAUGGAUAAUUGCAGCAAAGCUUGUGAUAUCGGCUGGUUCGGCAGUAAUUGCUCUUCCCAAUGUCACUGUCAAGACGACACGACUUGCAAUCACGUAAAUGGCAGCUGUCAAAAUAAUCAGUGUGCAGCAGGAUGGACUGGUGAUAACUGCAGUUCAGCAUGCGAAUACGGAUUUCAUGGAAUUAAUUGCUCGUCUGAAUGCCACUGUCAACACAAGGAGCCGUGUCAUCACAUAUUCGGCAACUGUUCUAACAAUCUAUGCGCACCUGGUUGGAUUUCAGACAACUGCAGCAUAGCCUGUGGAUACGGUUACUUUGGAUUGAACUGUUCAUCUCCCUGCCACUGUCAAGAACUCGCAUCUUGUGACCAUGUUUCUGGUCAUUGUUCUGACAACGAUUGUUCCCCGGGAUGGACAGGCAAUAACUGUUAUACAAGUUGUCCCGUAGGGUUCUAUGGAAUGAAGUGCGCUGCAGAGUGUCACUGUCAGCAUGGCAGCCUAUGUGAUCACGUAUUUGGCAACUGUUCUGACAAUACGUGUGAUGCUGGCUGGACAAUGGAUAAUUGCAGCAAAGAAUGCAAGCAUGGAUACUUUGGAAAGAAGUGCGAAUCACAAUGUCGUUGCAACGAGAAUGCUUUGUGCAACAAUACCAACGGCCAUUGUUCAGACAAUCUGUGUGCAGAUGGCUGGAGAAAUGAGAAUUGCAGUAUCGCAUGCGCACCUGGGUAUUACGGGGAAAACUGUUCCAUGGACUGCCAUUGUGAACAAUGCCAUAACGUCAAUGGCUCGUGUGCCUUGUAUUCAAAACAGUGUCGUGGAGGUUUCCGACUAGAAGGCGAAUUUUGUACACAUGAAGACAGCAAACCGACAUCGGUAGGAGCCAUAGGUGGUAGCGUAGGAGCUGCAAUAGCGGUCAUAAUUGGGAUUGCCGUCGGUUUAUGGUUCUUCCGACGAAGAGUCACCUCUAAAAACAAGCAUCGCUCGAGUGAUUCUACAGAACUAACCGAGAUAUCAAAAGUUCAAAGACCCGCCAAUGCACAUGAAAAUGCCGUGUAUGCGGAUACUGAAGCGAAUUCCAAAGUAUACGCAAACACAGAUAGCGAUUACUACAGUUACAAUGACGUUGUCCCGGGAAUCAAUAUACAUUUAUUGUGGGACUACAUUCGCGAAAAGACAAAGCCUGAAUCAACGUUUUUUGAGGAAGAAUUUGCCAAACUACCGUCAGGUUUAAUCCAUAAACACGACUUAGCUGCCGCCGUAGAGAACCGAGGAAAAACCCGCUAUAGGGAGAUGUUUGCCUACGACCACUCUCGAGUGCCUUUGGAAAAGGAAAAGCCAAACGACUCCGAAUAUAUCAAUGCCAGUUUCAUUCACGGCUUUGGAAAAGUGACUAAGUUCAUUGCAUCCCAAGGUCCAACGGAUAAAAUGAUCGAAGAUUUCUGGCGCAUGAUUUGGCAGCAACGUGUGGACAAGAUUGCAAUGCUAACUAAUGUUAUUGAAAUGGGGACGUUAAAAUGCCUGCAAUACUGGCCAGAGGAAAUGAAUGGUGUAUGCUCGUACGGUGGUGUGGAAAUAAAGUAUGCAGCUAUAGAGGAGACGUUUGACUACAAUAUCAGAUCUUUUGACAUACGUCGGGGGAAGGAGUCACGACGUGUAAAACAGUUUCACUUCAAGACAUGGCCCGACAAGGACGUUCCCGAAACGACCUGGAGUCUGGUCGAUUUCUGGAGAGCCGUUGAUACUAGUGAUGCGGCUAACAUUUCGCCAAUUGUCGUACAUUGCAGCGCGGGUGUUGGUCGGACGGGAACAUUUAUCGCCCUUGACAUCUUAAUUACACAGGCAAGGAUGGAAGGUUCUAUUCGACCCCUUCAAAUGGUCGAGGCGCUUCGUCAGCAAAGGGUCAACAUGGUUCAAACAAAGGAGCAAUACAAAUAUCUUCACGAAGCCGUGGCUGAAGCACUACUGAUUGGGACACAUCCUGUUCUUACAAGGCAGUUCGCAAGCGUCGUCGACUAUAUUAUGGGCAAAGAGAGGAAAUCUAGGACUACGAGACUUGAAGAACAAUUUAAUUUAAUUGUCAAAAGUGUCCAAGAGGUACCUGAAUCGGCUGAAGAACAAUCGUCGGGUCCAACAUAUGGGAAUAUGGAGACAGUCAUGUCGGAAUUACACGCAUACCGACCGCAACUGCAAAAGCGAGGUUCGAAGUUCAUCCAGCGACUGGGAGCCAUUUUCCUUCCGACUGUUGGCAAUACGAAUGCAUUGCUAGUGUGCAUGUCACCCACCGACCAACACAUGGAAGAGUUCUGGUCCUUAGUCGACGAACAUCGUGUAACCACGGUAAUCAGCCUGGCUUCACCCGGCAGUGCGACAUAUGAGACCUGUCAGUAUUUGGGUGCUCGAGGAAGCGGUCGGGUUGGACAGUUUUCUGUCAACUACAUUCAUGAAAAAAAAAACAAAGGCAGUGUGGAAAGAACUUUCUCGUUCAGAGAUGAGAAUCACGAGGAUGAGGACUACCUGACCACAAUAAAGCAGUUCCAGUUAACCUCCUGGCUGGAGGGACAUGACACACCUUCAGAUAUACAGUCGUUCCUGGGUCUGAUUGAGGAGGUACUGAAGUGGCAGCCAAGCCUCUCCGACAAAAGACCAAUUCUGAUCCAUUGCCAAACUGGUUUCAUGCGGUGCGGACUUACCGCGUUGGUCCUGAACGAGAUACAACGCAUCAGAAAAGAAAAUGGGCAAAUUAACAUCGUGGAAUCUUUCAAAACUAUGAAAACCAGGUGUCAAGAUUUGGUUCACAACAAGACACAGUACAGAUUUUGUUAUGAAGCCAUUUUGGCCUACAUAACGAACUCGGGAACCUACCAGAACCUGUAAACCAGUCAAUACACAGCUUGAAAUCCUUCAAAAACAUACGCAAUGGUGGGCUAUAUGUCAAUAAAAAUGAUUUGGAAGUGUGCGUUGUAAAUUGAUUAAACAAACAUUUUCUCAUUACUUAUUGCAUAGAUUACUAGUGCAGGAUUAUAAGUAAUCACGUUGUGUGCACAUACAUGUAACUCGGAAUGUAUGUUAUUUAAAAAAAUGUUUUUAGAAAUUGAAGUGAACAAAUCAGAUAUUAUUGAACAAUUUGUCUUUUCUAUUCAAAUUACCUCGACAAUUAAGUAUGUUUAACGCGCAAAACCAACACAAAAAGUUAUUGGCUCACUUUUCACCCAUUCAUUGAAAGUCACAUAUUUGCAUUAAUCCACUGUUAGUUUUGGGGACUAUGAUAUGCUGGGACAUUAAGGAAGCCUAGUUGUUGUGUUUCUUUGUAAUGUGUCUACAUGUUUUGUGUAAGGUGUAGAGUCACUUUUGAUGCACGUAUAAACAAGAUUGAGUAACCUCUACACCAUUGAGUUCUCACAAAACAAAAACAAAGCUACGUAUACUUGAAAGCAAAAAACACAUAGUGCGAUCGAAUCUUUUGCAAAUUAUUUUCUCACUUACAAGUUACAAAUGCAUAGUUAUAGUUUACAGUUGAUCGAUGUGGGACAUAACAUUUUUCUUCACGAUUUCGUUUGUUUUGUCUAAAUACAAAGUCUUUUUUAGACAAGAUUGUUUGUUUCAACAAAACAUUUAUUCAAGAUUAACAGCUUUGUAAAUGGGAAACUAUCGGUUCUUACUAAUUCUCAAAGUUGUUCCUAUCUUUGCAAAUAUAUGUCUUAUCAAUCAUAUACUUUCUUAUUGCUUUAUAUGCAUUACAUUUUAAUCAGAAUUUGUAUUAUAAGUAGAGAGUAAAUAAUAUGCAGAAACUAGUUUCUUUUUAAUUGGAUACGAUUUUCGUUAUUACAUAUCUUUCUUUUGUUGUUCAAACGUAUCGUUGUAUAUUGCUUAAUACAUGUUAAACUAUAUACAUAUUCAUGUUAAACAACGUCAUACUGUUAUUACUAAAGACAUUUUUGUAUAUUAAUUCGGCCUAUAAACAUCAUAGAUUAGUGACUUUGAGACUAUAUUUGAUGUUUUUUCUCUUGUUCAUAAUUUUAAAUGCGCAAACAAUUUAUGUAUUUAUUGUAUUGCGUUUAAAUAUUUAUCGAGACGAACAUGCGUUUAUACUUUAGACCGAUUCAAUACGUAUCUUUAGGUGGGUUCCCACUACCGAUCCGAUCAACUCGAAAUUUCCCGACCAAACCCAACCAAGCUCGACUAAAAAGGGUAUACACGACAACUUCUCGACCUCUUGUCGAUAACAAUCGACCCACACACGACUCAUUCACGACGUCCACUCAACCAUCUUUCCGAUUUCCGCUCGAUCAUCUCGACCUAAACGCGAGCCCUAUACGAUCUCAGCUCGACCAAGUGGACCGCAGCUCGAUCGCCACCAGAUUUGCAUACGACCAGAUCGUGAUGGUCGUACUACAGUCGUACAAAGCGAUCUAAAAUAACUCGGGUACAGGUCGAGCGGAUCGGGUACAGAGCUCGUGUAUGGUCGAAUAGCAAUCGGAAAGUGAUCGUGUACGGACGAGUAGCCGUCGGGAAGCAGUCUAGUAAAUAUGUACCUCAAAUCGAAUAGAGGUCGAGUGGAUCGUGUUGCGAUCUAUAAUAACUUGGGUAGAGGUCGAGCGGAUCGGAUACAGAUUGUGUAAAAGAUGUCAAUCCGAUCGCCACACGAUUGCUUCACGAUCAACUCGAUCUUCUACUCGACUUAUACACGACCACUUCCAGAGCGCUUCUCGAUCCAUUUCCUACUCGACCGCUACUCGAUAUUUUUUGACAUGUCAAAAAAUAUCGGGUAGAAAGCCCGACCAAUGCCGACCUACCCGACCGCCUCGACCACUCAUUCCGACCGAACCAGACCAGUACCCGACCGCUUGGUCGGGCUUGAUCGAGUUGAUCUGAUCGGCAGUGGGAACCCAGCUUAAAGCAACUUGCAUUAAGAACAAAACUGACAAUGACAUUUUAAAAGUCUGACAUUUACUUUGGAUUGGAUUAGAAACGAUGGUUUUCAAUAAUAAUAAAAAUCUUCCUGAUUUAGAUUUAUAUUUUUUUAAAGAUAGAAUCUAUCUAUUAAAAUGAUUAAUGUUUCGUUUAGUAUAUCUAUAUAUUAUAUAAUAUGUCAUAUUAAAUAUGUAAUGACCAAAUGGGCAAAAUCAUAAGGUAUAUAUAAUUUUUAUGUUUUAGCAUUAUACUGUUUUACAUGCAUACGUUCUUUUGUAUUGUUGGUUACGGGAAAUUACUAUCGUGCAUAUGUGCUGUAUUAGUUUUUGCUAUAUAUACGAAUAAAGCAUACGUACUCGCUUAUAA